Nezara viridula (southern green stink bug) is the source of this 2221-nucleotide messenger RNA. Lineage: Eukaryota; Metazoa; Arthropoda; Insecta; Hemiptera; Pentatomidae. The record is from the annotation of a GenBank genome assembly.
GGGAUAUGUAAGUACGAUGGUCAACAAAAGUUUUCAGACACGACCUGAUAGGAAAUAAAUAAAAAAAUCAAUAAAAACAAUGCUUUCAUGCAUUUAUUUUCUAUUCAAACGCAUAAAUGUAACUUCAAUACCAAUCUUAUCAAUUUUCUCAAAAAUAUUUGUCUAAGAUUAAAUACAUAUAUUUUCAACACAAAUUUAUGUGAUUCCUCCGGAAGAUUGAGAGGAAAACAAGAAGAGACAGAGUACGCAACACCACCAUCAGGUCGAACCUCAAUAUUAAGCCGGCCAAUGAUGGGAAGAGAAUCGACUGGGAUGGCUAGUACAUCUGCGGAUGGAACCAAACAGGAUAGCUAGCGAAGCCUAUCGAGCUAAAGUAGAGGGCAAGGGAUUAAGAAGACAACCUAGAAGGAAAUGGGAAUAUGAGGUGAAGAGCGACUUCCAGAGAAGAGGACUUCAAUGGAAUGAUAGAAGGCGUCUUUUUUGUCGUUUCAGAAACUUCGUAGUCGUGGCAGAAAAAGGUAUUAAACCAGCUCUAUCUGUCUACGAAAUAGCUACCCAAAAGAGGAUUAAAUUACUUGGAGUUCCCCUCAAAGAAUCAACAGCGACUGAUUGGGCUACUGUUGCUUUCAUGCAAGAUAACACUCAUCUUAUUGCUGUGACAGGACAUCCCAACUGGAACUACCUUAUAUAUGACUGGCUCAAAGGACGUGUUGUCUCUUAUGGACAAGCUGCAUAUAACUCCCUGACGGUUACUCAGAUUUCCCCAAAUCCUGAAGACAGUAGCAUGUUUCUAUUAUUAGGUCCAGGACAUUUUCGUUUGAUGAGCCAAUCGGAUCGUAUAUGGCGCCAGUAUGGGUUCUCAAGAGCCGACAAGGUACCAUUGCAAGUGGCCUGCUGGAUAGGACCUCAAACAGUCUUAGCAGGAUCGAAAGAUGGUAGGCUCCUCCUGGUGGCCUACGGUGAGCUUAGAGGGGUUUAUGAAUCUGACAUGUUGUCUGAGAUACUUUUAAAAGAAUCUGAAGAAGAAGUAACUCUAGCAUCAAACGCGGUGACAGAUGACAAUAAAUCCGGGAUACACGAAGAGCCAGUUGCUGAAUUUAACAUUUUGGGUAAUGGAUACCACGAUGGUCCUAUAGCUUCAAUUUCAACGUGCUUAUGGAAACCAUUUUUUUUAACUGCUGGACUCUAUGACAAAACUAUACGACUGUGGAAUUAUGAACUGAUGAAUGUUGUAAUUCAGAAGAAAUUUACAGAUGUCAUUUACAGUGCUUCGAUGCACCCAUCAGGUUUUUACUGUUUACUUGGCUUCACUGAUAAGCUGCGUUUCAACUUGAUUCUGGCAAAUGAUUUUAAGACAGUUGGACAAGUCGACAUCAGAGCGUGUAAAAAUGUUGCCUUUGCAAGUGGUGGCCAUUUGUUCGCUGCAACGAGGGAUAUUGUAAUAGAGGUUUACUCAGCUGUAUUCUUCACACGGCUUCACGUUCUAAGCGGUCAUCUUGGACCUAUCAAAAGGCUGGUCUUUGGACCAAGAGAUAAAAGUUUAUGGAGCUGUGGUGGUGAAGGAUCCUUGUAUGAAUGGGACAUGGACAGCGGUAAAAGAAUUGGUGACAUUUUCACAAAUAAAAAUGGGCAGUUUGGCUUGGCAGUAGGUGAUGCUGUAUAUUCAGUCGGAACUGAUGGAGCACUCAAGGAAGUUAUAAAUGGCGUUAUAUCGCGAGAGAUUGGCAUGCUUCAAAGCUCCCUGAGCUGCGUUACGUUGGGUAAUUCAGGACAAUUGCUAUUUCUUGGUGGGCAAAAAGGGACAGUUGUAUCAGUCCUUUAUCCAUUAGUUCACCCUCCGAAGUGGCAAGAGUUCUCAAUGCAUAGCCAACCAAUUCAAGAAGUUGUAAUUACUCAUAACGAUGAAACAUUGAUGACCGCCAGCGAAGAGGGUUUCCUUUGCUUGUGGCAUAUAAUUUGUGACAAGGAAAAACGAUCCACGAUAGAUGAAACCAUGCCCAGCUUAAGCGAAAUACUUAUCAGCUUGCACGAGCUGGAAGAAUUGUGCGGAAGAAAUAAAGAACUGACUGAUCAGCUUUCAGAGAUAGAAGGACAACAUGAGUACACCAUACGACAAAUUACAGCCAAAAAUGAAGCAACUCUUAGCGAUAUUCAAAGUAACUAUAACACCAUUCUCCAAGAUCUCAAGUUUAGACUGAAGGUGAGUAUCCUGACUCUUUAA